GCCAUCACAUUAAAUAAGAUUGAAUCAGCUGUGAAGAAAUUUCUUGUCCAGAUUGGAAUUGUUUAUUUUAUUCAUAAUUUUAAGUCGCAACGCCCACAAUGUCCACUUACUAUUUUGUAAUUGUGGGCCACAAUGACAAUCCCAUAUAUGAGAAGGAGUUCAGCACCGUAAACAAAGAACUGCGUAAGGAGGAUCAGAGGCAUCUCAGCCAGUUUAUAGCCCAUGCAGCGCUAGAUCUGGUGGAUGAGCACAAGUGGAAGACGGCAAAUAUGCAGUUAAAGUCAAUAGAUCGAUUUAAUCAAUGGUUUGUGUCCGCCUUCAUCACCGCAUCCCAGAUACGCUUCAUUAUUGUCCACGACAACAAAAACGACGAGGGAAUCAAAAAUUUCUUUAAUGAAAUGUACGAUACGUACAUUAAGCAUUCCAUGAACGCAUUCUACAAGAUUAAUACUCUGAUUAAGUCUCCAAUGUUUGAGAAGAAAUGCGAAAUUUUUGGUCGCAAAUAUUUGUUAUCGUAGUUUUGUUUUGUAGAUAAUAGAACAUAAAUAGAAAUGUAAA
Molecule: messenger RNA, 558 nt
Organism: Drosophila innubila
Lineage: Eukaryota; Metazoa; Arthropoda; Insecta; Diptera; Drosophilidae
Gene: Trs20
Product: probable trafficking protein particle complex subunit 2
Exons: 2
Coding region: 99-518 (139 amino acids)
Biological process (GO): endoplasmic reticulum to Golgi vesicle-mediated transport
Cellular component (GO): TRAPP complex; cytoplasm; nucleus
Source: RefSeq, a predicted model, not a curated record